Pantherophis guttatus is the source of this 5513-nucleotide messenger RNA. RefSeq names its product mitochondrial adenyl nucleotide antiporter SLC25A23-like. Gene Ontology annotation, molecular function: calcium ion binding. Gene Ontology annotation, biological process: transmembrane transport. NCBI's taxonomy places the organism in Eukaryota, Metazoa, Chordata, Lepidosauria, Squamata, Colubridae. The record is from RefSeq and is a predicted model, not a curated record.
CUUCUACGAGCUGCCUACCUUCUCGAGGAGGAAUAACGCUCUGCUAUCUUUGCAGAGAGCUUCUUUCUUUUCUUUUCUUUUUUUUUAAGGGGAGGAGGAAACAGCUGUGGGAGGCGACGUUAACCAACGCAUCGUUAAAUGCCCUUGUAUGGGAGGGUGGAACCGAUUUUGCAAAGCGAGGCUGAAAGGAGAGCGUGCAGGGGGCAACGACGCUAUGGAGCCCGGCCCAGGCUACGGGGCAAGCAGUGGUCCGCCGUGCCGCCUUUGAUGCCGCCCUUCGCGGGGAUCUAGUGGGGAGAGCAAGUGUCAUGCUAGAGCCCCGCGAAGGGUCUGGGCCCCCGCAGCAGGUGUCCCUCCAAGAGGGCUUCCGCGAUCCCGAGCGGCACCAGCGCUGGGCCAGCCUUUUCGAGCAGCUAGACACCAACAAGGAUGGGCGAGUGGACAUCAACGAGCUUCGGGAGGGCCUGGCGCGAAUGGGCAUGGAGGCCGGCCCCCAAGCCGAGCAGGAUAUCUUACGGGAAGGUGACACAGAUCAUGAUGGAGAACUCAACUUUGAGGAAUUUGCUCAGUACCUUCAGGAGCGGGAACGGAAGUUGUUGCUGAUGUUUCACAGCCUGGAUCGCAACAAUGAUGGCCAGAUCGAUGUCUCUGAGAUCCAGCAAACUUUCCAGUGCCUGGGAGUUUACAUCUCUCUCCAACAAGCAGAGAAAAUCUUGCACAGCAUCGACAAAGAUGGCACUAUGACCAUUGACUGGAAUGAGUGGCGAGACCACUUCAUCCUCAAUCCAUUAGAGAACAUGGAAGAGAUAGUGCACUAUUGGAAGCACUCAAUGGUCCUUGACAUUGGGGAGUGCCUCACUGUUCCUGAUGAGUUUUCUGAGAAAGAGAAGAAAACUGGGAUGUGGUGGAAACAACUCAUAGCUGGAGCUAUGGCUGGUGCUGUCUCUAGGACUGGAACUGCACCGUUGGAUCGAUUGAAAGUUUUCAUGCAGGUCCAUGCAUCAAAGAACAACAGCAUGAAUGUGCUUGGUGGACUGAAAGGCAUGAUUUACGAGGGAGGCAUGAGCUCGCUGUGGCGGGGCAAUGGCGUCAACGUUCUCAAGAUUGCACCUGAAUCUGCCAUCAAGUUCAUGGCUUAUGAGCAGAUAAAACGAGCAAUUCGUGGGCCACAGGAAACUUUAAGGGUACAGGAGAGAUUUGUUGCUGGCUCACUGGCUGGGGCUACAGCACAGACAAUAAUCUACCCCAUGGAGGUCAUGAAGACACGAUUGGCCCUCGGCAAGACAGGCCAGUACUCAGGAGUGGCAGACUGUGCCAGGCAGAUCCUACAGAAGGAAGGAAUCCCUGCCUUUUACAAGGGCUACCUACCAAAUAUGUUGGGCAUUAUCCCCUAUGCUGGUAUCGACCUGGCUGUUUAUGAGACACUAAAGAACACCUGGUUACAGAAGUACAGCAAGAACACCGCUGACCCAGGAGUUUUGGUCCUCUUGGCCUGUGGCACCGUCUCCAGUACCUGUGGCCAAAUUGCCAGCUAUCCCCUAGCCCUGGUGCGAACCCGGAUGCAGGCACAAGCAUCAAUUGAAGGUGCGCCACAGCUAACCAUGCUGGGUCUCUUUAGAAAUAUCCUUUCCCGGGAAGGGGUCCUGGGUCUCUACCGUGGCAUCGCCCCCAAUUUCAUGAAGGUUAUUCCUGCUGUCAGCAUCAGCUAUGUCGUGUAUGAGAACAUGAAGCAGGCUCUGGGAGUAACAUCUAGAUGAAGGAGGACCAUGUGUCGCCAAAGGGCAGGGGACCUAGCUCACAAGAAAGGUGUUGGAAGGGCAGCAAAGGUGGGGAUAUCCUACUGUAAUUGCUGUGAAAUGGAGAGCUAAGAGGGUGUUUGGAAUGAUUGGAUCCAGGCCACCUUGGUCAAAAGUACAAACUUCUCCAUGAACAAGAGCCAACUUACUAACAACCAAGUUUAUCCUGCAAAGGCUUUGGUUGGGGGUGGGAGGGAAAGUGACCUCUUGGAGGUAGUUUUUUUUUCUUGCCCACAUUCUGGAAUUUGCAGAGAUGGUCUCAUCAAACAGACAUGUUUCUGAGCCACCUGCUGCUCCUGAAUUUGCAUCUUGUCCCCAACAACUGAACAUGAGAACCAUGACAUAUUAAUAGCCAUGUCAUAAUCUAGCGGAAAAGGAGCUAAGCAAUGAUUGCUCUGGACGUGUUGCCAGAUUUCAAUUCAUUGAUGACACUAGAAUAUCUGUGAUUAUUCCCUGGAGUCCACCAAUUUCUUCUGCAGAUAUUGAGAAACAGGAAUAUAUGAAUUUUUGAGGACUUUGGCCAAUAGAUUCCACUCUUCAUUUAGCAUUUCUAUUUGCAAUGAUGAAUUCCUUUUGACUCUUCCCUCUUCCAUUCCUCCUAGAAACUAUAGGGGUGUUGAAGCCCCUGGUAUUUGCAUUUUAGCCCAGAUCCACUUUACUUGUCUCUGUAUUAUGGAAACUGUAUAUUUUGCACAUUGACUGUUUUUAACUUAUAAGACUAGAUUGCUGUCUCUACCUGGGCCUCUAUGGCUGAACUGAAGCCUCUCCCAUUUUAUCCCCAUUCCUUUCCUUCUACUCUGAGGGAGCAGAGAAUGUUGGAAUACAUUACAAGGGCUACUAUUUUGUGGUAACCAUCGAAGCACUUUGCUGAGAUCCCCUAAUAUGGUGUGUACAUAUUUCUACUCAUUUUGAGAUAUUUGCACUAGCUAUACUAGCUUCAUUGUUGCCAUAAUUAAGGUCCUUGAAGCCAUGCAUUCAGGAUUUCUUUCAACUCUGCUUUGUAUUGCUCUCCUCUUUUAUUUAUGACCAACUGAAUUACAUUGCAGUUGGGUAUUCAUUUUUUCCUUUAUGUUGGAAAGUUGGAAAAGGCAGGAUGGAGGCUAUAGAGCUAUUCAGUCCACAAAAUUCCCCUUUACCAGUGUCUCAAUAAAUGUUUCACUUCAUCUUCCCAUUCAAAAUAGGUAACCUGGUACCCAUCUAGAAUCCUACUAGAGAAGGCUGCGGAGUCCUGCAUUCUGUCACACCCAACAUAGUUGGCAAAACCAAGUAAGCAAGAGCAACAUGGAUUUCAGGAAUAUAUCUUUCAUGUUGUUCUGGGGUGGAUACAGAAUCCUGAAAGCUGUUAGGGUUGAGUGUCUUUGAAAACCUAUUUUCCUACAUCUCUCAUAUCUGGACAUGUUGCCUCUUCUCAGAUAAACAAAUCCUUGUUCCCUUCUUCUAUGCAAUCUCUCGCACCAACCAGUUGCAUUUGAGAGAACCACAGCCAUGAAUGGGAGGGUAACAGACCUAUUCCACUGUCACUUUUUAAGAGCUGCUGUUGCCUUUUCCAAUCUGAUGUCCUCCAGAAGUGUUAAUUACGGUUCCCCUUAUUUCCAGCAAAAUACAUAUAUUGAAGAAAGCUGUAAUGAUGGUUACAAUAAUAUAACUAUGACUUUUGGAAUUUGAGUCAUAUCCUUGAAAGACUUAUCAUCUGAGUGUCUGCCACAAUUGUAGCUUUACUAGAAGUAGGUUGAUGCAGGAGAGGGGAGAGGCACCGCGGUGCUCAAAAAUGGGAGAGGAUUUAUGUUUUUGUCAGACUAGAGUGCUACUUCAGUUUUAGUUACCUACAAGAGGUAAUCAGAUAGAGAAUUGGCACUUCCAUUUGAGAAAAGUACCUCAUUCAGUAGAUAGAAAGGAUCUCUUGCAAGUAAGGCAGGGUUUUUUGUUCCUCUUGGAAGUUCUUAUAAGACGCUCCUUCAAAUGAAGUGCCAAGGACAGUGGAUGUUUUGCCCCACUAUAGUGUUUUCAGUGGUAUAUUCGCUACAGUCCACCUUAUCUAUAGGAGAGUGGAUUUUGAUCAUGUAUACGAGCUUGCUGUUCGUAAGAUCUACUUCAGUUGGUUAUUAAAGUCUAAGUGAGAAAACAGGAUAGCAAUAGCACUUAGACUUAUAUACCAUCCCAGUGUGCUUUACAGCACUCUCUUGAGUGGUUUAUAAUGUCAGCAUAUUGCCCCCAACAAUCUGAAUCCUCAUUUUACCAACCUCAGAAGGAUGGAAGGCUCAGUCAGCCUUGAGGCUGUGGGCAGAGUUAGCUUGCAAUACUGCAUUCUAACCACUGCAUCACCAAGUUCGGGUUGAUACAAGGAGAUUUUUCCAGGGAGAAAGGUGAAGAAUGAUUCACCAGAAGGAAAAAUAGAGAAAGAUGCAAUUCCUUGCACAAUAGGAUCAUGUCCUUUCUAAGCUGCUUUCAUCUGGGAAAUGUUAACAUUAUUUUCAUUGGAAAUAUUGUACAUUUAUGAGUUUUAUUAAAUAAGGGUAGGAUUCUACACCCAUUUAUUUAGCAUUAAUAUCAUGAACUAAAUAAAACCUGCUUCUGAAUGGGCAUUCCAAAAUGGUAUUGGCACUGGUGUAUUGAUUCGACAGGUAGGAUGGGCAAGAGUUGGCAUGUCCCAAUAUUAUUUUGGGGUAUUUUGGCUAGUAGUUCUGGCCACUCCAUUUUACAAGAAAGAUUCAGUAAGGACAAGGCGCAGGAUUGUCAAGUUCCAAAUUUAAAGUGCCUUUUGUAUCUUUAUUAGGCCACCAAUUGCUAUUUCUGCUACCCACCACAUACCUAUAUUUUGUCCCUUUCCUGAUGCCUAUAGGGAAGAAGGUUCUCAUUUUGUCUUGUAUAGAACGUGAAAGAAGAUUAUAGAGAAAGCAAGUAUGAAAGCUGCCAAUGUCUCAUCCCCCCACCCUCUUCAGCUUCAUGUAUAUUCAAAAGAAAGGAGAAUCUCUGGUUUGCACGAAAUACUUAUGUGACAUAUUCCAAGAUGUGGGCAUUGACACAUCUGGAGAAUCCAGGAAUGGAAGCAACAGGCUUGAUAAGGUGUCCUCAAAUGCUUUCCUGGCAGUAGUUGUACCCAAAAUGUACAGUAGUAGCAGCAACCAACUUGCAUGGCUUUAAACGACUGAUAAUCUCUCCAUGACAUCUCACUUGUCAGAAUUUUCAGGAUCAGAAAUGUAAUUCCUUUAUAAAUACUGUUUGCUGGCUGAACAAAAUGGGAAAGAUACUGUGGUCAUAGUUUAUGUAAGGAUUUUCCAGAGGGAUUGAUUGGUCACUGAGGAAAACGGUCUUUAAUUAAACAAGGGUCUUUCAUUUGAUUCAGGAGGUUAUCUUCUUAAUGUUAAAAAAAAAAAAGGUGUACUAUAACUCAAUAGUAGUUUUGAACUUCUCACUGAAAAUCUACUGAUCUUUUGAGAUGCCAAUUGGACUGAGUAAUAGGAAGAUCAUUUGAUAAAUCAGAUGACCUCCAAUAUAGGUUUUCCCACAAAAACUAGAUACCUAGUUUGCACUUUUACACAGAACCAACUGUCUUGUUUUGGGGGACUGAACAAACUCUUAAUAUACUGGUAUCAUAAUACUUUAAGCACUUAUCUUGCCUGAAUCUAACUCCAGUGAGAUAUGUCUAUAUGUCUGCCACUGCUCCUGAUGCAUUUUAUGUUAAAUUUUCAAAGAGAAAAAUAAAACACAUUUUCCAAA